Portunus trituberculatus (swimming crab) is the source of this 2862-nucleotide messenger RNA. Its product is annotated as oplophorus-luciferin 2-monooxygenase non-catalytic subunit-like. The record is from RefSeq and is a predicted model, not a curated record. Gene Ontology annotation, molecular function: protein binding. The transcript has 7 exons. Gene Ontology annotation, cellular component: extracellular matrix. The coding region runs from base 316 to 1599 and encodes 427 amino acids. NCBI's taxonomy places the organism in Eukaryota, Metazoa, Arthropoda, Malacostraca, Decapoda, Portunidae.
UACGUAACUAAGUACGUAGUCCAGUCCAGCGUGUCUGUUUCGGUGAGGACUGAGUAGUGGCUCUGCGUCCUGAUUAAGUGUUUAUCCUGCUUCCUGCCUGCAUGUGGCGGAUUGCACGGUGCCGUCGAUGUGGAGGCAGUGCGUGAUGUCUUAUGGAAGGUGGUGUGUGGACAGCAUGGCAGCGGGGGGGACGCUUGACACGUGAGGGAAUCCUGCAAACAGCACGGCGGGAAGGACGAGAGUUGAGGACUGCCUCACAGCUACUCUCCUGAGAUCUACACACAACUGCCCUUACAGAAAGAAGAAGAAAACAGUAUGAAUGUUCUCCUUGUGUUAGCAGUUGUGGCAGGCGGGUGUGUGUAUGCUUUACCGCCUCAACACACUCACCACCACCCCAACUUCCUGGAGACCUCACAGAACACUACCUCAUACAUCAAGGGGAAGGAAACACAGGUCCUGACUUAUCAAGAAAAGUCUGAUGUCAAAGGAAAGGAAGCAACUGUGGUGCAUGAUGAUAAACUUGCAAGUCAGGACAAAUCACACAACACUCCAGACAACCACAUUAGAUCUCAUUAUGUCCCAAGGAACACUGAAGCCAGAAUUCUUGAUAUGAACAGGAGAUACCCAAGUCGAGGAAAGCUGAAGACUCUGCCAGACCUGACGAGGCUUAGCAAGGAAGGCACCCCACAGACCAACAACACAAAGACCAAGGAAUGUUCAUUUGCCUGUCCUCAAGCCGAGAGCAUCACGCCCUGCACCUGUGAUCCAUGUGCCCGUGCCAUCAACUGCUCCGUUGUGGCUUCUUUCCAGCAGCUGUUCACCAUUUUCCACACUGCAGCAUUCCCUAACCCAAGGUUUGAGUCCUUUUUGCUGGUGUCUCCCUUAUUGAAGAAUUUCAAAGGUAGUUCCCGCUCAGACACCUUCCUUGCCAACACCUUUGGGGAUGUCUCCUUCACCAGCAUAUGGGUGGAGAGCAUGACAUCCCUCACAGUUGUGGAGACUGGGGCAUUCAAGGGCAGUGAAGGCACUCUCACUAAUCUUGUCUUCAGGUGGAACUAUGGCCUCACCCACUUCCCCUUUGAUGAGAUUGCUAAGAUGGAAGUGCUGCAGAAACUAGAAGUAUCAGGGAGCAGCUUCACCACCUUGCCAGCCUUUCCUUACAACCCACACCUCUCCAGCCUUUUCUUGGAUGACAAUCGUAUCAAUACCAUUCCUCCUCAGAUAUUCUCCAAACUCUCCAACCUUAUGUAUCUGGACUUGGCAUACAACAGCCUGUACAUGCUGAGUGAGGACAGCUUGAACUUCUCAUCCCAAAAUGUAAUAGCAUUUCUGGACCACAAUGCCAUUACAUACAUUGAUGAGCGUACCUUCAGUGGACAACAGCCUAUCCUUCUUGAUGUCUCCUAUAACCACCUUAAAGGCCUGGACCAAGGUGUCUUUCAGCCUGUACUGGACAACAUCAUUGACAAUGACGAUGACAGCUACGUGGACGCCACCAACAACCCUCUCCAGUGUCCCUCCAUAUCAUGGGUGUUGGAGGACUCACUGUACCUUUACUUCCUGGCCUUACCUGAGCCCCCCUGCACCCCUGCAAGUUGAAGUGGCAAUGUGAUGCUAGUUAUGAUGAUCUUUUAAGUGCUUUGUGAUGCUGUAAGUGAUCCUCAUGAUGUGCAAGUGGAAUGCUGGAUUUAUUGAGUAAUCUAGGUGAUAUGAUUAGUGACCUUUUGAAUGUUGUUGUGGGUGGUGCAAACUGCUUUGAUCUAUCCUCAGUGACCUUUUAGAUGCUUCAGUGGUCUGUGCACCUUGUUAUUGAGAUCUAGAUAGCUUUAGGUUUUAGUUACAACUAGUGACUGCCUGCCCUGUGUAGAACUUGUGUGGAUGCUCUACAAUAAUCUUGUAGUAGUUGUUUCUGUGAUAACUUAAGUUACUAGUGAUUGUGCAUGAAAGUAAUGUCCAGUAUUAAUGUCUCCAACAUGUCUUAGCUGACUCACUGACUGUUCUUGCAAACCUACAUUUGGAUUGCCUACUACUGUCAUGUAGGAGUCCCUCCCUGUGGAAACCCUGAUAACAUCUCUCAACCUAGGGUUCAAGAGGGAAGUCUUUGAAGUGUAUACAACUGACUUCUCAAGAUACAUAUUCAAAGAUUUUAAGUAACAUUUUAAAACCUUGUACAAAACUGCUGCAUCUCAUUAUAAUUUGUUCAUGGUUACCAGAUUAUGUUCCACUUUCAGCCACAUAUAAAACUAGUUAUUAGGAAAAAUGCUUACAAGCCACACUUCUUGUAUAGUGGGUGUGGAGAUGCAUACGUCAGUUCUUGAUAAUAACCUCAAAAGGCGGCUCAGCAACUGAAAGGUGAGCCGCCACUUAUAUUAGAGCGUCAAACAUGGCAUGUGUAGGAUUUCGAUUUGAGUGUGGGAACAUUUUCUUUUGAACUAUCAUCCUCAAGUCGCGUUCCUUAUUAACCUCUCAGGUCUUAACACUGGCUGGUUAUGGCAGUUUGAUACUUGCUAUUUUAUUUUCGUAAUUCUAGAGUACAUUGAGCAAAAAUAAAACUCCAGAAGUGAAUUACUCGAUGUUCACUUUGUUGCAAGUGCUGUCUGGAGAGUAUAAUAAUAAAGAAACAUAUUUCGUUUUAUCAAUCACAAAGGGGUAUUAAAGUCUGAUGUGUCGCACUACUCUGAUGCACCUCAGCUCGCGGCGCCUCACGAUUGUUAUCGCUUGCCGUGCCACGUUAAUCGCGCUUCGUUUCCAGUAACCUUCACUAUCAAGGAGAGUUAUUACUAUAUAAUGCUAAGAAAUUCAGUUUGACAGCUCUUCUUGUUACUGUAAUGUCAGUCUUAAAAAUAUAUACGGUGAUUGUCA